GUACUUUUUUACUCUUGCACUUUUUCAUCACUCCGCUCUGUGUUCUCGCACCCACAUUCACAUUAUUAUUAUUAUUAAAAAAAAGAAACUUAAUUUGGGAAGAUCCAGAUUAGAAUGGCGGAGCAAUCAGAGAGUCCGACUAAGUCAGUCAUGGAGAAGAUUAUCGAGAAGGUUCACCAUCACGAAUCUUCGUCGUCGGAUUCGGAGUUGGAUUCAGAUAAACCGGAUCCUUUGGAGUCGGUGAAGGCCAAAAUUUGGCGCUUGUUUGGUAGAGAAAAGCCUGUCCAUCAUGUACUCGGCGGUGGAAAACCUGCUGAUGUGUUUCUGUGGAGGAACAAGAAGGUUUCAGCAGGUGUACUUGGAUUUGUCACCGCAAUGUGGGUCCUUUUCGAGUUGAUCGAAUACCACCUGCUUACUCUAGUGUGUCACAUUUUGAUACUCGCUGCUGCACUCUUAUUCCUCUGGUCUAAUGCUUGUACUCUCAUCAACAAGAGUCCGCCUCGCAUCCCAGAAGUUCAUCUUCCGGAAAAACUGGUCCUGCAGGUUGCUUCAGCACUAUGUGUCGAGAUCAAUAGUGCAUUUGCGGGCUUACGCAGUGUUGCGGCAGGAAAAGACUUUAAGAAGUUUCUCAUGAUUAUUGCCGGAUUGUGGGUCCUGUCAAUUGUGGGGAGUUCGUGCCAUUUCCUGACCUUGUUUUAUAUAUGCUUUGUUUUGCUGCACACUGUACCUGUUCUCUAUGAGAAGUACGAGGACAAAGUUGAUCCCUUGGCAGAGAAGGCAAUGGUUGAGAUAAAAAAGCAAUAUGCAGUGUUCGAUGCUAAGGUUCUGAGCAAGAUCCCAGUGGCUUCUUUGAAAGCCAAGAGAGUUUAGAUUUGGCUCCUUGUUGUGUCUCCAGCAAACACUGGGUAAACCUGGGUUUGCAGCUUGUGAUUGCUUUACCCAUAAUUUGCUAGGGCUUCUUUUGUUCUUCGCCCCUAUUAAUUGUUUUAAAGUGUUUGGGUUGCAUUUUGAAUGAAUUGUCUUUCAGGGGUGUUACUUUUGGAGUUUUAGGUUUAAUUUGUAUUCCUAUGACCUAUGGUCAGUUUGCCAGAUAGCACACCUUAUAAUGGUGGUUUUUGAUGACUAAAUGUUCAUUGGUUUAUAAUAUAAAUUUUGAACCUUUGUGCU
This is a messenger RNA of Populus nigra (black poplar), 1167 nucleotides long. RefSeq names its product reticulon-like protein B5. NCBI's taxonomy places the organism in Eukaryota, Viridiplantae, Streptophyta, Magnoliopsida, Malpighiales, Salicaceae. The coding region runs from base 115 to 870 and encodes 251 amino acids. The transcript has 5 exons. The record is from RefSeq and is a predicted model, not a curated record.